AUGCCCGUCCGCAUGUCCAUCCUUAUCCGCAGACUCCCCCACCUCACCCCGGAAGAAUUCCACACCUACUGGUCCACCAGCCACGCCCCCCUCUUCCUCUCCAUCCCCAUCGUCCAGCGCAACUUGACAAAAUACUCUCAAUAUCACCUCGACUCCGCCCUUGCCUCUCAGCUCCGCCAAUCCGGCCUUCCGAUCGCGGAGUACGACGGCUUCGCGGAGUUUUGGGCGGAGAGUUAUGAGGAUGUUUUGGCCGUGUUUCAGGACGAAGAGUAUUCGAGGGUUGUGGUGCCGGAUGAGGUGAAGUUCUUGGACCGCGAGAAGGCGGUUAUGAUGGUUGGGUGGGAGGAGGGGAAGUUUGAGCGCGAGGUGGUUGGAAAGGGUGGAGACAUUUUCGUGGAGGCGGCGAAGGCGGAGGCUUGA
Messenger RNA from Baudoinia panamericana UAMH 10762, 420 nucleotides. RefSeq lists its product as uncharacterized. The record is from RefSeq and is a predicted model, not a curated record. Bases 1 to 420 code for a protein of 139 amino acids. The transcript has a single exon. Gene Ontology annotation, molecular function: oxidoreductase activity. Lineage: Eukaryota; Fungi; Ascomycota; Dothideomycetes; Mycosphaerellales; Teratosphaeriaceae.